Molecule: messenger RNA, 606 nt
Organism: Rotaria sp. Silwood2
Lineage: Eukaryota; Metazoa; Rotifera; Eurotatoria; Philodinida; Philodinidae
Source: the annotation of a GenBank genome assembly
AUGAAACCAUUAACAAAUAAAAUUAAAAAUGAACAAACACAAUUUUUUAAUAAAAAAUUUAAUCGAAAUCAUUUUGAUAAAUUAAUUAAAGAUUGUCCAUUAUCAAUGGUAUCUAUUUUUAUUUAUCCAACAAUUCAUAUUCAUCAUUUAACAAUUCGAGAACAAUAUUCAAUAAAAAUUGAUCAAUCAUUUUCUCGAACAAUACCAUCACCUAUGUCUGAUGUACUUAAUGAAAAUGCAUUAAUUUUAUCAUCACCACCAAUUUCACCUUCAUUUAUUCAUGAAUUUAAUGAAAAUAUACAAGAAGAUGUUGAUAGUCGUCUUCAAACUGAUAUGGAACAAAUACUUGAUGCAGCUACUUAUCAUUCAACUGAAGAACAAGAACAUAAUAAAAUAUUUCUUGAACUUCGUUCAUUAAUAAUGUCAUAUAUGAAUAAACAUGAUUCAAUUCAAACGAUAAAUCUUGAUGAUUUACUCGAAACACUUGAUGAUAAUUAUUCAUUACCACUUGUUUUUAGUCAAUUAUUACAUUUAUGUGCUGCAACACAACGUUAUUAUCUUCAUUCAACUUCUAAUGAUAAUUUAUUUAUAAAAAAAAUUAUAUAG